AUGGCCCGAGUUACCUUCGGCGUAGCUUCAAGUCCCUUCCUACUAGCAGCAACGAUACAGACGCAUAUAGAGAGCUGUAGAGAUCAAUAUGGCGUGAUCUGCGACAAGCUAAAAGCUUCGUUUUAUGUUGACGAUCUGGUACUUAGCCUGCCAAACCGUAAAUCGGCUGACGACCUUUUUCAAAUGGCGAAUAGCAUAAUGGGCGCUGCCAAUUUCAACUUGCGUAAGUGGAAUACCAACGACAUUUUACUAAAGGCCUCUUUUCCAGUUGCAAAGCGUGACGAGUGUACGAAGCCUAAGGUGUUGGGCAUAAAUUGGUGCACAAUCGCGGAUGAGCUCAGCGUCGAAUUGGCAGGAAUUGUUGAAUAUUUACGAUCGUUAAGAGGCACCAAACGGAAUGUAAUGAAGGCGAUGGCAAAGAUCUACGAUCCCUUAGGAAUGCUUUCCCCAUUUGUCGUUCGAAUUAAAAUAUUGCUGCAAAGUGUGUGGAAAGCGAACCUUGACUGGGAUCAAACUUUGGAUGCAGAUCUGUUGUCAAGCUUCCAAUGCUGGCAAGAAGAGCUGCCAAUACUAAGCGGACUGCGUAUAAAGAGAAAUCUCACAACGUACAGCACAGCAGCAAACGAGAUGCACAUUUUUGCAGAUGCGAGCCCAAAAGCGUAUGGAGCGGUAGCAUACUUGCGGCAAAUUUCUCCUGAUAAGGAAAUAGUGACAAAUUUCAUUUGCUCAAAAAAUCGAGUAGCGCCUCUUGAGAAGAACUCAGUAAACACCGAACUGAGCUUACCGAAGUUGGAGCUGACCGCAGCCCUGAUGGCGGCCAGACUCAAAGCAUUUUUAGUUGAGGCUAUUGAUUGCGAUGUUUAUGCGACAUACAUGUGGACGGAUUCUACAAUUGCUUUGAAUUGGAUAAGAGGCUGCGGAAAGCAGUUGAAGCCUUAUGUCAAGGCGAGAGUGAACGAAAUAAACAGUCUGACGAAUAUAUAUGAAUGGCGCCACUGCGAUGGAAAAAACAACCCCGCUGAUUUGAUUACCAGAGGUAUUAAAGCCAAGCAGUUAGCAGAAUCAGUAUUGUGGAAGUAUGGACCAGCCUGGCUGCUAGAACAAAAAGAAUGCUGGCCAACAGGCUGUCAAGUUGAGCGACCGACGUGCUUGGUAACUGUUGCAAUAAAAGACGAUAGCGAUACGUACAAACCUAUUUUGCAAAUCGACGAUUUCAGCAGUAUGAAGCGUCUGCUACGUGUGACAUCGUACAUUUUUCGGUUCCUGAACGCUAUCAAAACCAACCAUGUGCGCGAAAAAGGCCGGAGAGUUAAAUCUGUCGCUGACGUCGACGAGCUAACUUAUAAAGAGUUGAAAGAGGCUGAGUGCUACUGGAUAAGGGAUGCUCAAAGGGGUGAUUACGAGAAGGAAAUCGGCGCAUUGCAACAGGGCUUGUUAAUCUCAUCUGAUUCAAAGCUUUUGACUUUAAAUCCAAUACUGGAGAAUGACGUACUGGUGCUCACAGGAAGACUGCAUGGAGUUGAAUUUGGUAAUAGACAUACUAACCCAAUUAUUCUUCCAAAGCAUUCUCGUUUUAGCCAGCUGAUAAUAAUUGAGGCGCAUAAAGCCACUCUACAUGGUGGCGUUAAUGCAGUUUUGUCGCACAUUAGAAAGAAGUUUUGGAUAGUUCAAGGUCGGCAGCUGAUUAAGAACAUUCUUCAGCGUUGUGUAAUAUGCAAGCGCCUAUACGGCAAAAGCGCGUCAGAACCGUGGACGGUUUUACCAGCCGAACGAAUUGCAACGGCUAGGGUUUUUGAAACCACUGGUGUGGAUUUCGCCGGCCCACUCUACGUAAAGACUGAUGGAGACGACAUCCGUAAAAAGGUCUACAUAAUGCUGUUUACUUGCGCAGCAAUUCGCGCGGUGCACUUGGAGUUAGUUGCUGACAUGACCGUUAAUAGCUGUAUCGAGGCUUUGCGGAGGUUUAUAGCAAGGCGCGGUACACCCAAAAUCAUAAUCUCAGAUAAUGCUAGAACAUUUAAAAGAGCGGACCUGGAGCUCCGAAAACUUGAAGAACUGGUGAAAAAGAAGGAGGUAUUACAGCUGGCUGCACAUAAAGGUAUCACAUGGAGAUACAUCCCUGAGAGAGCGGCAUGGUGGGGCGGUUUUUGGGAACGCCUGGUGCGGUCGGUCAAAAACGCUUUAAAAGCAUCAAUUGGCAGAGCGGUGCUAACAUCAGAGGAGCUUAGAACAUUACUUACCGAAGUCGAGAGUGUAGUAAAUGCCAGGCCGCUAACUUAUAUUACCAAUGACGAUAAGGACUUGGAGCCACUUACUCCGUCGAAUUUUCUAAUCGACUGCAAUUCAGCUAUUUUGCCUACAGAUUUUCAAUCUGACGGGUCGACGAUUUCACAAGCCUGGACGCUACGUCAAGCUUUACUGCGGCGCUAUAUGAAGAGGUGGCGCGAAGAAUAUCUGCAACAACUUCGCUCCAUUUAUCACAACAAGAGCGCAGCGUCACGCAGCAUAGGGAUUGGUGACGUAGUUUUGGUGAAAGAUGACAACAAACCUCGCCUUCAGUGGAAGCUAGCAGUCGUGCAGACGACGUACCAAGGACGAGACGGGCGCAUUAGAGUAUGUGACGUACGAAUGCAAGGUCAGCAAGUGCUUAAGAGGCCAAUUCAGUUACUCUACCCUCUGGAAAUUUCAUCAUCGAUUGCCGGGCCCGAGGAUGUUGAAAAUUGA
Molecule: messenger RNA, 2724 nt
Organism: Rhagoletis pomonella (apple maggot)
Lineage: Eukaryota; Metazoa; Arthropoda; Insecta; Diptera; Tephritidae
Exons: 1
Coding region: 1-2724 (907 amino acids)
Biological process (GO): DNA integration
Molecular function (GO): nucleic acid binding
Source: RefSeq, a predicted model, not a curated record